UAGAAUUGCCAAAAAUCUUGUUCUUGCUUUCCUCACUUUGCUAUUUGUUUUAUUUUUAGGAGUUUUGAGAGCAAAAUGACAACACCCAGAAAUUCAGUAAAUGGGACUUUCCCAGCAGAGCCAAUGAAAGGCCCUAUUGCUACGCAACCUGGUCCAAAACCAAUCCUCAGGAGGAUGUCUUCACUGGUGGGCCCCACGCAAAGCUUCUUCUUGAGGGAAUCUAAGGUUUUGGGGGCUGUCCAGAUUAUGAAUGGGCUCUUCCACAUUGCCCUUGGUGGUCUUCUGAUGAUCCCAGCAGGGGUGUAUGCACCUAUCUGUGUGACUGUGUGGUACCCUCUCUGGGGAGGCAUUAUGUAUAUUAUUUCUGGAUCACUCCUGGCAGCAACGGAGAAAAACUCCAGGAAGAGUUUGGUCAAAGGAAAAAUGAUAAUGAAUUCAUUGAGCCUCUUUGCUGCCAUUGCUGGAAUGAUUCUUUCAAUCAUGGACAUACUUAAUAUUAAACUUUCCCAUUUUUUAAAAAUGGAGAGUCUGAAUCUUAUUAGAGCUUACACACCAACUAUUAACAUAUACAACUGUGAACCAGUUACUCCCUCUGAGAAAAACUCUCCGUCUACGCAAUACUGUUACAGCAUACAAACUCUGUUCUUGGGGAUUUUGUCAGUGAUGCUGAUCUUUGCCUUCUUCCAGGAGCUUGUAAUAGCUGGUAUUGUUGAGAAUGAGUGGAAAAGAAUGUGCUCCAGACCCAAAUCUAACAUAGUUCUCCUGUCAGCUGAAGAAAAAAAAGAACAGGCCAUUGAAAUAAAAGAAGUGGUUGAGCUAACUGAAACAUCUUCCCAACCAAAGAAUGAAGAAGACAUUGAAAUUAUUCCAAUCCAAGAGGAAGAAGAAGAAAUGGAAACAAACUUUCCAGAACCUCCCCAAGAUCAGGAAUCCUCACCAGUAGAAAACGACAGCUCUCCUUAAAUGAUUUCUUCUGUUUUGUUCCCUUUUUUAAACAUUAGUGUUCAUAG
Molecule: messenger RNA, 1010 nt
Organism: Callithrix jacchus (white-tufted-ear marmoset)
Lineage: Eukaryota; Metazoa; Chordata; Mammalia; Primates; Cebidae
Gene: MS4A1
Product: membrane spanning 4-domains A1
Biological process (GO): cell surface receptor signaling pathway
Cellular component (GO): plasma membrane; external side of plasma membrane
Source: RefSeq, marked provisional